AUGGCGAACACACUCGUUUUUGCCGUGGGCAUUGCCCUCUUUGCACAGAUGUCGCUAGGUCUUGAUUUUGCCGGAGACAUUGGGUUUGGUGGUGACCUCGGUGGCUCUUCGACACAUCUUGAUGGAGUUAUACAUGGAGACACUUUGGUCGUAGACAACUGUGACCCCAACGACCCCAAUUCUUGUGGGCAUGGCCAGUGCUGCGUGAAAGAGGGUAUGAUGUACAUUCCCGAAGCCCCGGGUCCAAAGCCUGCUUAUCGACUCAGCUGUAAGCCAUUGGCUACGGAGGGUCGUUUUUGUAUGGCCUCCAAAACCACAGAGAUGUGUCCGUGUUCUGCAGGCCUCACCUGUAAAACCACUCUUGGUUCAUUUGGUCACUGUCAUCAGUAA
Messenger RNA from Ylistrum balloti, 390 nucleotides. RefSeq lists its product as uncharacterized. Lineage: Eukaryota; Metazoa; Mollusca; Bivalvia; Pectinida; Pectinidae. The record is from RefSeq and is a predicted model, not a curated record. The coding region runs from base 1 to 390 and encodes 129 amino acids. The transcript has 3 exons.